Molecule: messenger RNA, 606 nt
Organism: Penicillium taxi
Lineage: Eukaryota; Fungi; Ascomycota; Eurotiomycetes; Eurotiales; Aspergillaceae
Exons: 4
Coding region: 1-606 (201 amino acids)
Biological process (GO): small GTPase-mediated signal transduction
Molecular function (GO): GTPase activity; GTP binding
Source: RefSeq, a predicted model, not a curated record
AUGACCGAGGUGGCCAGUCGUGAAGAGGCGAACGUAACUCUGCUACUCCUUGGAGACCCGGAAUGUGGGAAAUCCACGUUUCUAUCGCGUCUACAGAGUGGCAAAAAACCAACGGUGCCCCAGCCAGAUGCUGGGAACAAUAUUGACAUCCUUAAGGAUAGUGAUCAGCCAUUCCUAUACGAUAUCCGAUUCUCUAAAAAGAGUUUCACUCUGGAGAUUUACGACACAUCCAGUCCGAGCAAGCACUGGUCAACUCUAUGUCCCGAUAUUGUCAUUCUAGCAUUCGACAUCUCUAAUCGAGAGACACUUACAGGACUCAAAGCCUGGAGAAACGACAUUACUCGGUAUUUCCAACAGGGCCAGGGCGAGCGUAUUCCUGUUAUGAUGCUUGGCCUGAAGAGAGACCUGAGAAAAGAAGGCGAGGGUAUCAUCUACCCCCAAGAGACCUAUCGCAUCGCGCAAGAGCUUCGCUGUGACAGAUAUGCGGAGUGCUCAGCUGUAACAGGUGAGUUGCUUGCAGAGACCUUCGAAGAUCUUGCAAGACUGGCGGGGAUGACGACAACAGAUAAUGGUGGUCAAACAGCAGGGGGCUGUCAGAUCUUAUGA